This is a messenger RNA of Schizophyllum commune H4-8, 1135 nucleotides long. RefSeq lists its product as uncharacterized. The record is from RefSeq and is a predicted model, not a curated record. Bases 87 to 1070 code for a protein of 327 amino acids. The transcript has 9 exons. Lineage: Eukaryota; Fungi; Basidiomycota; Agaricomycetes; Agaricales; Schizophyllaceae.
GAAGGGCUCUCUCAUUCAACGCUGACUGACAAGGCGAGGCGCAGACGCCCUCCGUAGUCAUAGGUCGAAUGAGUAUAUCAGGAUGAAUGAUCUUGACCGUUCUGCUCGAAGGUGCCCUAACGAUGGAGCCUGCGCUGCCAUGCCCUCUCUGCAGAAGCGAUAUAGCACAGCUCAAGAAUAUCAUUAUGCACACAGGUGUCGACUUCCUCUUCUACGGAAUACAGGCAGGUCUUUUCGUGGCCGCCUUGUCUCUCCUAGCUCGUCGUUCAAGCCGCAUGCAUAUCCUUGCGAUGACGAUUAUCAUCCUCUUCCUUCUAUCGACAAUUAGCGUCACCCUUGGUGUGCUGUUCUAUGUUAUGCAGUUCCCUACGGGGUACGGCGGUACGAUUGCGGACUUGACAGACUUCUUGGAUCGCCUCAUUGUCGUACUAGCAGUGGCCGCGCGACUGAAUUAUUUGAUCAGCGAUGGCGUCGUGGUCUGGCGAGCCUGGACGAUAUGGAUCGACAACCGCUAUGCAAAAGUUGUCUUGUUGGCCUGUAUGUGCGGAAGCACUAUUGGAAGCGCCGUGGAAUGUACUUGGUCCCUACAGAGCACUCGGAGAGGCCAGGAAGAAUCCGCAACGCGAACACUGAUGUUGACCGUUCCUUUGCUCGUUACGAAUAUCGUCUCGACCGCCUUCGUGGCCAUUCGUGUUUGGCUAUACCGACGCGAUAUCAAGGCUUCGCUGAGCCCAUAUAUCCGCCCGACAUCCGUAGAGAAGGUGCUUCUCCUGCUUCUGGAGUCCGGGUGCUUCUAUUGUUUAAUUUGGGUCGUCAACCUCCUCGUCAGGAUGACCCAGGGCGUCGACACGCUCGGAGUGUAUGGCGUCGUCAGCGUCGCCUACCACGCCAUACCUGGCAUACACUCGACGUUCAUGAUACUUGCCGUCGCCAUGCAGAGGCGGUCGCCGAUGCAGUCAAUCCUGGACUCGAUGCCUCUCCAUUCGCUCGACUUUGCGUGCUCGCGAGAAGACCAGGACUUGACGGGAGCGGGAGCCAGCUUGACAGACCACGGCCACCCGUCCAUUUGAACUUGAUGUAACUAUCGACGCGAUCAACAGCAUCAUGGGAGUUAGCAUCAGAGUUUGCAUGCGGC